AUGGCUUCAGGCACAUUCUUCUCACCUCAGAAAACCCUCCUCCUCGCCCCCGUCGUCUCCUCUACAUGCUCCCUGCUCUUCGCAUGGGACCAGCACAUAUUCCUAAACCUCCUCACUCACCCGGAACUAAGCGAUCGCACCAACGCCAUCCUCCCGACGUACUGGAGGGUCUUCUUCCCCCGUGGUCUCGCACAGGUCGUUUCCUUUCUGGGCAUAACAACAUGGACCUCCAUCGGGGCAGUUGUAUACCACAAGGCGCUUUUGCAGAAAAGGGGGGCGUUGCCGUGGUAUGUGGCUUCUGCGACGAUGGCGGUUGCUCACCUGGUGUUUGUGCCGUUUGUUGCGCCGGCUAUCAAGUACAUUAUGGAAGAUGAGGGUGGUCGGUCCAGGGAGAGAAAAGUCGCGGAGCCGGGGAAUAGGAACGUGGAUAUGCAGACCCUGCGGGACUACAUCAUGAAGUUUCACAUCUUGACCAUCACAGCCGCCAUCUGCGCAAGUACGUCAGCAAACACAGUCGGAUUCGAAGAGUGGCUACAGCCAGGCUGCCCAGGCCGAGCUUUCCUAACAGCCAAUGCGGCGAGCGGCUAUUGUGUCAACUUGGGAGACUACCCUGGGAAAAGUAUAAGAGUAACGGAGAAAGUAGCAUGCGCAAAGAGCCAGUCUGGCUGGGUUGAGAUUUCGAGCAAGGAAUGUGCUUCGUUUCAGGUUGAUGGGCAGUUUCUUGUGGAUGGACAGUGUCAGGAUGUCGAUUUUGAACCUCUUGCCCUAAGGACGUCUUGCCGUUAG
Molecule: messenger RNA, 786 nt
Organism: Pochonia chlamydosporia 170
Lineage: Eukaryota; Fungi; Ascomycota; Sordariomycetes; Hypocreales; Clavicipitaceae
Exons: 3
Coding region: 1-786 (261 amino acids)
Source: RefSeq, a predicted model, not a curated record